GUGUGUGUGUGUGUGCGUGUAGCCUAUAUAUCAUUAUUAUUAUUGCCUCAACGGCUAGUUUUUGUAGUAAACUACAUUAACCAUGAACCCUUGCUGCCGGCUCUAAAUGUUACUGGAAAAGGAAUGGAUUUAUCAACAUCUCUUCUGCUCUGCUCUUAAACUUCACAUUUAUGUUCACCUUUAGCAUACGAACACAUUAACACCGAUUACCACGUAAAUAUUGAAAUUAAGACUGUGGACUGUGAGCGAUUCUUCAUUGAGUUUUAUUCUCAGGCUGACAGAUGGCAUGAAACAGAUGGGCGGAAAAUAGGACAAGCAAAUACAACGAGACGAAGGCGUCUGUGCUUAUCGAGAGACGCAUAAGUACCGGGGAAUAAUGGUGGAUAACCGGCACGCCACAGCUCUGGUCAUCGCCGGGGUUUUAAGCGUCCUGGCGUCCGUUUAUCUGUCGGUGUCGGUCGGCUCGCCGCACUGGUACCGGUACACGAGCCCGCCGGUGCGCGCGGAGCCCAACGCCUCGGAGCUGCGCGCGCUGCAGGACGAGUUCCUGGAAGGAGAGUUUGACGAGAAGACCGUGAGCGACGCGCUGUUCCGCAUGAACGGAACGCUCGGACUGUGGUGGCGAUGCAUCCAGACGCCCAUUGACGCGCACUGGUACAGAGAGCCCGAUCCAAAGAUGGUGAUGGAGUGUGUGAGUUUUACUCUCUCGCAGCAGUUCACUCCGAAAUACAAAGAGCCCGGAAAUCACAACAGUGGAGAAGAUCUGAUACGAUCCUAUCUGUGGCGCUGUCAGCUCCUGCUUCCGCUGGUCUCUCUGGGUUUGGUGGUUCUUGGUGGUUUGCUGGGGUUCUGUGCAUGUCUGUGUGGCAGUCUGAGCCCGGUGCUCUUCAUCGGGCUUCUACAUCUGCUCGCAGGCCUAUGUUCUCUGGCGACGGUUUGCUGUUUUCUGGCGGGGAUGGACCUUCUGCACCGUGUGUCUGUGUUGCCGGAUCAUGUGGACGGCACGCUGGGCUGGUCUCUGUAUCUAGCGCUCAUCGCGUCUCCGCUGCACAUGAUGGCCGCGGCGCUGUUGGUGUGGGCGGCUCGCAGCCACAGUCAGAGCUACUACCGCAUGACUGUGUACAGAGUCGCUUGAACUAUCAGAGCCACCCAAAUAGAAAAAGUGAACAGUGACACUAAAUCUGUUGUACAUAAAUACAUAAAUUUGGUCUGUGUGUUAAAAAAGCAACAACUGCUAGUCAGAAAAACUGUCUUGUUUUGAGAAUGUCAGAUGCAUUUUUAACUUUUUUUUUUGCAUGUUUUUGGAUAGAUUUUUCUGAUGGCGAAUAAUCAACUGGGGAUGUCAUGACAGAUUUUUUUAUUUAAUAAAUAGCAUUUGGAUAAAUUUGUAAAAAAA
Carassius carassius (crucian carp) is the source of this 1396-nucleotide messenger RNA. RefSeq names its product claudin domain containing 1a (gene cldnd1a). The record is from RefSeq and is a predicted model, not a curated record. Bases 377 to 1135 code for a protein of 252 amino acids. Lineage: Eukaryota; Metazoa; Chordata; Actinopteri; Cypriniformes; Cyprinidae. The transcript has 4 exons. Gene Ontology annotation, cellular component: membrane.